Molecule: messenger RNA, 498 nt
Organism: Angiostrongylus costaricensis
Lineage: Eukaryota; Metazoa; Nematoda; Chromadorea; Rhabditida; Metastrongylidae
Source: the annotation of a GenBank genome assembly
AUGGGAGCGAUGGACAGAGACGCCAAAUGCAGCAGGGUCAAUUUCACGAUUCAGGAUGAGGUCGGUGCAAACCAAGAGUUGAAACAGCUCGCCAUUUCCACCUGUCCCAAACAUUGCGGAUAUUGCUGUGAAACGCCCGAGUACAAGUGUGAUAACAAACUCUUCCCACGAGUGAAAUGUGAAACGGUUACGCAGAAUCAGUGCAGUGACCCCCUAUGGAGAGCGAUUCUUGCCGAGGAUUGCCCGAAAGUUUGCGGACUCUGUCUUGCAGGUGGAUGUGUAGACAAAGUGGUCGAGUGUGCGAACGAUCCGGCCAUCUGCAGACAAAUAGACAUGCAAGUAUUCGUAAAAGUAAGGACUUAUUAUUUCUUCCAAAUCCUUUUUUGUUGUACAUUUUUCUCAUGCAAUAGCUGGGCUCUGAACGGCUUCUGCACGAACACCUUCUUUAACGAAACUCUACGUCGCCAGCACUGCGCCAAGACAUGCAAUCUUUGCUAA